ACAUUAAUCCUGUAAAAAAUUAUAAUAGAAAAAUAUUUUCAAGUGACCAUGAACUCCAGUCCUUGGUCUGCAUAUAGUCAGCAUUAUUCUCGUUUGGUUGGUUCAGGUAAUCCUGCUGCUAGUUCUUUAACACAGGGUUCUUCUUUAAAUGAAUUAACUCUAUCUGCUUCUCUUCCACGUCAAGAACAUAUGGGAGGAUAUGGCACUACUGCUAAUGCACAUCAUUUGUUACUUUCAUCUCAUCCGGGUAUUAAUCCUCCUCAAACUACUAAUCGUACAGAUGGCUCUUUUAAUACAGCUGGUCUGUUUGGUACUAAUUAUGAUUCCAGUGUUUUCUGUACACCAUUUCAGUCAUCAGCUAAAAAUCACUUAUCUUCAUUUUCUCAAGGAAGCAACUUUUAUAAAUCAGUUAACAGAGAAAAUGAUUUUAGUGAUCUCAGGGGAGGAUUUAUGCACUGUAAUGUUGCUUCAAAUCCAAUGAAUCCAGAUGGAAGUGCUGCAUUACCUACAGGAUCAGGAUUAAGUUCUUCUGUAUUAUUUAAUUCACCUAUGGCUUCUGGUACAUGGCGGCACUCGGCUGUAAUGCCAUCUUCUUGUGGGCCAUUUGGCAUUUUACCUCAUGAAGCAAUUAUGUCUCGUAAUCAUUUAGUUGAAAGAGGAACUGAUAAAAUUGUUUCACAAAGUCCUAAAAGUUCUAGAACAUCCCUUACGGCAGCAUCAUUUUUAGAACAAGAUCUAAAUAGUGGAUACCGAAGUGUAUUACCUUCUCCAAGUCGUCCUCCUUCCUCUUUUUUAGAUACAGGUGGUGGUUCUCAUCCAAUGUUAACUCCACAAACUGAUCCUUAUUUGACAUCUGUAAAUGAAUCUUAUUUUUCCUCGACAUCUAAAUCUAAUUUUCAAGCAUAUAGUACCUUUGGAGCAAAUUUACAUAAUUCGGUUUCACGAAGUUCUUCGGUGUCUUCAUAUUUUUAUCCACAGACAUAUACUUCAUUUGGUGCUUCAGUAGACAAAGUAGAUUCCCCUGUAUCUCAAAGUACUUCUACAACAUCUAAUACAAAUUUAGUGCCAAAUACAGGUGUCAUUGUUAACUCUAUGCAAAUGCAGAAUGGACAAGGCCUCAGACAAUCUGUGAUUAGCAAGAGUACCAGUAAUUCAAAUAUCAUUCAUCCACAAAAUAGUAAUACAUACGGACAAAAUUUAUAUUAUUUUGGAAACAUUUCACAAGAAGAUUCUCCCAUUUCUCGAUCUCUUACAAACACUACACAGUCUACUUCCACACAAGGAUUUGGAAAUAUUUCUUCUAGUCAUCAAUCAUUAGCAGUAGGACAAAUAUCAUAUCCUCCAAUGAGCACACCUGCACCUGCAUCCACUCCAGCUAAUCCUCCACCUUCGGUGUCAGUCGGACAAGCAUACAUUCCAGGUGCAAUUGCAUCUAAUCAAGAACGAUUAUCUACAUCAUCAGUUACACCUUAUGGUGAUAUUUAUUCUUCCCCACCUACAAGUGCCACAACUUACAGUGCAUCUGGAACUCAUCCUUCAACUCCAGCAUCUCCUAGAAAAGCAGAAAAUUUACAGCAUACACCUCAAACUUGUUCUGUUGAUCACAGCAAUCUUGAUGUAGAUAGCAGUCAGUUUGUGGAUUCUGUUCAUUUAAGUUCACAGGAAGAUGAUGAUAAAUGCAUUGAAGAAAUUGUGACUACUUCACUACAGCCUAGCAUUAGGUCAUGCGAAAGUCAUCAAUCUGCUAAAUUAUUAGAAGAUGAUUUAUCAAUUGUUGAUUCUGAACUUAUACAUGCCGAAACCUCUGUUCAAGAACACAAGCCUUUGUCUAUGCUUCCCAUGUUACCAAUUCAUUCUGUUAAUAGUAAUCAAACGAAAACGAUUGAAAUGGAUUCUGUUUUUGAUAGUCAAAGCAUGCCAAUGAAUUUAUCCGUUUUGGAUACGAUUACACCAUCUCAAUCAGACAAUAGUUAUGUUCAUACUGCACAAUGCAAUUCCCUUCCCAUUUCUGAUGUUUAUGAUUUACCUGAAUCCUUAACUCCCCCACCUCCAGAUUCAAGAAAAAAUAAACCUAAAGGAAAAAGAGGGAGAAAAAAGGGUUCAUUGAAUAAUCGGUUAUUUACUUUUGGAGCAACCAAAUAUAAACCAUAUACAGAGACGUUAGUUUCUAUAAUGAAAUCAAAAGAUAUUAAACAAACAAGAAAUAGUUCUAAGAAAAAGGAUAUUCAGGAAGAAGUAAGAGAUAUUCAAAUGGAAAGCACAUUUACAGAAAGCAAUGUUUUAACUGCUGAACAGUCUGCUAAUAAUUCAGAGAUGACAAAUGAACAUUUGGUGAAUUUUAUUAAUUUCUCCAAUCCGGUUGUUUCAAAUUCAAAUUGGAAUUUUAACAAUCAAGAUAGUGAUAAUAAUGAAAAAAUUCCCGUUAUAAUUGAUAAAAAUAAAACAGACAAUAGUUCGGUAAAAAAUGAUGAUGAUUCUUGUCUUCAGAAUUCUAAAGAUGGUGCAAUGGAUGAUGAUUUGGGUUUCCUAACUGAAUUACAAGCUAACAAAGAUAAUGAGAAAGACAAUUCAUCAAAAUCCGAAGAGAAAAUUAGAACUGGCUUUUUACAAAGCUUUUUAAGUUUUCUUGAAGAGGACCCUGCACCAUCGAAUGAUCAGGACAAGAAGACUCCAUCAAAGAAACGAAUUAAGGGAAGACCUAAACAGUCUCCUUCAAAAUUAAGUUCUGCAUUAACUUCUAUAACUGAGCUUGAAAAAAUGGAUCAGAAGGAAUGGUUAAUAAAUGGAGAUGUUUGUAUGAAAAAGAAAGAUAGUGAUGAAGAUGGUGAGGAACAUUUUGAUGAAGCAUCUUCAUUGGAUACAAGUCUUUUCGGAAGUACGUUGCAAAAAGAAGUGAUUGUUCCAAAUCCUGAAGCACCUUCAUUUUCAUCAGAUGAAGAGGAUAAUUCUUGUCAAGGAUUGUCUGACACAGUUGCAAUGGCAAUUCGAAGAUUGUGUGAAGAUUGUGAACCAUUGGGACCAAACGAUAGUGAAGAAAUGCCUUUAAAAUCUAAAGAUGAUGAUCAAGAUGACAGAAAAGAUGAGACAGAUCAAAAAUCUAUUGGUGAAUGCUCAUUUAUCAAGAAUCAGUUGAAGGAUAAUGAAGCAGAACUGGAGGAAAGUAAUGAAAAAACAGAUGACAAAAUGUUGUCAAAUAAAGUUGUUAAACCAAAUAAAUCAAAAGAGACUCAAAUCUGUAAUGAUAUUAAAAAAGAUAAUGAUAUAGCUGACUCAGAAAAAGAAGAAAAGGAGGAUAAUGAAGUGUUAAAUGAUUCAAAUAUUCAUUUUAUAUCUAAGAAAUUAAGCAAAAAAUGUAAAACACAAUUAACUCAGAAGAAUCACAUUAAUCCUGUAAAAAGUAAGUUGCAUUUAUUUAAAGAAUAUUCUGUUGAUUUGCAUAGGUUCAGCAGUUUAUUUGAAAUAACAAUUUCUGAAAUAUUUUUAGACUUAAAUAUUUCAA
This is a messenger RNA of Centruroides sculpturatus (bark scorpion), 3499 nucleotides long. Its product is annotated as chitinase-like protein PB1E7.04c. NCBI's taxonomy places the organism in Eukaryota, Metazoa, Arthropoda, Arachnida, Scorpiones, Buthidae. The annotation marks the transcript as partial. The transcript is spliced from 2 exons. The record is from RefSeq and is a predicted model, not a curated record.